Messenger RNA from Eubalaena glacialis (North Atlantic right whale), 1979 nucleotides. It is a transcript of the gene LGMN, whose product is annotated as legumain. The record is from RefSeq and is a predicted model, not a curated record. The transcript is spliced from 14 exons. Gene Ontology annotation, biological process: vacuolar protein processing. NCBI's taxonomy places the organism in Eukaryota, Metazoa, Chordata, Mammalia, Artiodactyla, Balaenidae. The coding region runs from base 160 to 1461 and encodes 433 amino acids. Gene Ontology annotation, molecular function: cysteine-type endopeptidase activity.
AGCACCACGGCGCAGCAGACUCUCAAAGCGGAGAGCGAGGACGCUGUUCUGCAAUCACUGCAGGGCGGUCGUCGGAAGGUGGCUGGUUGGAGGCGGCGCGUCGCGAGGAGUUCCCACGGUCCCACCGCAGAUUUCUGCAGUGGAACUCCGAGGCGCAGAAUGAUUUGGGAAGUCGCUGUGUUGCUCAGUUUGGUCCUGGGAGUUGGUGCUAUUCCUGUGGACGAUCCUGAGGACGGAGGCAAGCACUGGGUGGUGAUUGUCGCGGGAUCAAAUGGCUGGUAUAAUUAUAGGCACCAGGCUGAUGCGUGCCACGCCUACCAGAUUGUUCACCGAAAUGGGAUUCCUGAUGAGCAGAUCAUCGUGAUGAUGUAUGAUGACAUCGCUAACUCUGAAGACAAUCCCACCCCAGGAAUUGUGAUCAACAGGCCCAACGGCUCAGACGUGUACAAGGGGGUUCUAAAGGACUACACGGGCGAGGAUGUCACCCCGCAGAAUUUCCUUGCUGUGUUGAGAGGUGAUGCAGAGGCAGUGAAGGGCAAAGGAUCUGGAAAGGUCUUGAAGAGUGGCCCCCGGGACCACGUGUUCGUUUACUUCACUGAUCACGGAGCCACUGGAAUACUGGUGUUUCCUAACGACGAUCUUCACGUCAAGGACCUGAAUGAGACCAUCCAUUACAUGCACAAACACAAGAGGUACCAAAAGAUGGUGUUCUACAUUGAAGCCUGCGAGUCUGGGUCCAUGAUGAGCCACCUGCCCCCCAACAUCGAUGUUUAUGCAACUACUGCUGCCAACCCCAAGGAGUCGUCCUAUGCCUGUUACUACGAUGAGGCGAGGUCCACGUUCCUGGGGGACUGGUAUAGCGUCAGCUGGAUGGAAGACUCGGACGUGGAGGAUCUGACCAAAGAGACCCUCCACAAGCAGUACCAGCUGGUGAAAUCCCACACCAACACCAGCCACGUCAUGCAGUAUGGAAACAAGUCCAUCUCUGCCAUGAAGUUGAUGCAGUUUCAGGGUCUGAAACACAAAGCUAGUUCUCCCAUCUCCCUGCCCCGAGUCAAACACCUUGACCUCACUCCAAGCCCCGAGGUGCCCCUCACCAUCAUGAAAAGGAAACUGAUGAGCACCAAUGAUCUGCAGGAGUCCAGGCGUCUUGUCAAGAAGAUCGACAGGCAGCUGGAGGUCAGAAAUGUCAUUGAGAAGUCAGUGCGGAAGAUCGUCGCCUUGAUCUCAGGGUCCGAUGCCGAGGUAGACAGGCUCCUGUCCCAGAGAGCCCCACUCACGGCGCACGACUGCUACCAGGCAGCCGUGUCGCACUUCCGCACGCACUGUUUCAACUGGCACAACCCCACGUACGAGUAUGCUUUGAGACAUUUGUACGUGUUGGUCAACCUUUGUGAAAACCCUUAUCCGAUUGACAGAAUAAAAUUGUCCAUGAACAAGGUAUGCCUUGGUUACUACUGAAAUGCUGUCGACACUUUUCUGAAUGUGAACACGUCCCUUAGAAUGUGUGCUGAUCAGAGACAGAAGAGCUGGGACCAGAGGGAGGCUCCCCCCGCGGCUGCAGGCCCUCCCGGGGAUGUGAUCAGGCCACGCGGGCCGCACUCCAGGCCUCCCCCGGGAUGGCUUGCUCACCUUUACCUACUUCCCCAGCUCCUACAGGUCCUGUGUGAUCCUCUGAAAAACCCACAGAUUUGGGAGGCUAAAUCUCUGCACUGAGAAAGGUGCAUUUGCUUUUUAAGAGGGUUUUUUUGCCCAUGACUUUUAAGGAGCGACACGUUCACUGGGGCUUCUGCAGCCAGUGAAAGAGUCUUUGAGGAAUUUGAAGUCAGAACCUCUUAAGUCUUUACAGUGAUUUUAUGGAAGAGGGACAUAAACCCCAAAUGGAAAACUAUUUUUAGAAAAUAGUAUAAUUUUUGAUUGCUUUUGUAUUUUAUUUGUCAAUAAUGGGCAAGUCUGAAAAAUAAAGAUUUAUAACUGAA